This is a messenger RNA of Nematolebias whitei (Rio pearlfish), 2874 nucleotides long. It is a transcript of the gene l3mbtl1b, whose product is annotated as L3MBTL histone methyl-lysine binding protein 1b. NCBI's taxonomy places the organism in Eukaryota, Metazoa, Chordata, Actinopteri, Cyprinodontiformes, Rivulidae. The coding region runs from base 80 to 2554 and encodes 824 amino acids. The transcript is spliced from 22 exons. Gene Ontology annotation, molecular function: protein binding; zinc ion binding. Gene Ontology annotation, cellular component: nucleus. Gene Ontology annotation, biological process: regulation of DNA-templated transcription. The record is from RefSeq and is a predicted model, not a curated record.
GGCAAGCGCAUCUUGCGCGCAUGCGCACCGUUCUUAUCCAGCUCUAAAUAAGAGUUAAAACAGAAACGAGGUUGGUCAUAUGAGUAGAGUGGGAAUGACUGACACUCCACCAAAUGAUGGACCCUCCCAGGGAGCUGAGUUUGACAUGAUAGGUGCUCUGGACUGGAAGGAUGGUAUCGCCACGUUGCCAGGAAGUGAUAUUAAGUUUCGUAUGACAGAAUUUGGGAUUCUAGAGAUGGUAACAGACUUGGAGGUCAAAGGGCAAGAGGCAGUACCUAACUCUGAGACGUUGAACCCUGUUCCUUCUCACACUCCCACCCCUCCACCAGAGGGCCAGUCACGGGUGGGCACAGCUGCCCCUCCAGCCAAUCAGAGUAAGCCAGGAUCAUCUCAAACCAAAGAGGACGGCAUGAAAGUGGAUUUUGGUCCUGCUGGUGUUGAAGUGGGUUCUAGUGCAGACACGGGUCAGAACGGGGAGCUGUCACGCUGCUGCUCCUGCGGAGGACCAGUUCCCAGGGAUGCUUUGCUUCAAGGCAAAUUCUGUAGCCCCGUCUGUGCUCAGCCUUCCAGCGGCAGGUCAUCUCCGGCAGAAGCGCGGGACAGUCAGGCAGUGGAGGGCGAGAGGCUGGGGAAACGUGUUCGCAAAAAGAGGAAGAUCUACAUGGACUCUGGUGAUGAAGAGGAGGACAACCAAGAGGAGCCAGAGGAAAAAGCGAAGAUCAUCAAAGGCAGGAGAGGAGCCAAAAUCACCAAGCCUGUGACCGCGCCUCCCAAUAAGAAACGGGCUUGGAGCUGGCCUGCUUACCUGGAAGAAGAGAGAGCUGUCGCUGCUCCUGUGAAGCUGUUCAAAGAGCACCAGUCAUUGCCUCAAAGCAGGAACAGUUUCAAGGUCGGGAUGAAGAUGGAGGGACUGGACCCGUCUCACCCGUCUCUCUUCUGCGUGCUCACCGUCGCAGAGAUCCAAGGCUACAGAGUCAGACUGCACUUUGACGGUUACCCCGAAUGCUACGACUUCUGGGCCAACGCCGACUCGUGGGAUCUGAAACCAGCCGGCUGGUGUGAGAAGAACGGACACAAGUUAUUAUUGCCCAAAGGCUGUAAAGACGGAGAGUUUAACUGGAGCAUGUAUGUGAAGAACUGCAGGGGCCAGCUGGCUCCAAAACAUCUUUUCAAGAGCCUCAACACGUCUGUGACUCCAUCUGGAUUCAGAGCAGGGAUGAAACUAGAGGCAGCCGACAGGAAAAACCCUUCGAUGGUCUGUGUAGCAACAAUAGCUGCUGUUGUUGACAACCGCCUGCUGAUUCAUUUUGACAACUGGGAUGACACGCAUGAUUACUGGUGUGAUGCCAGCAGUCCAUAUAUCCAUCCUGUUGGUUUCUGUGAAGAAGUUGCCUUAACUUUGACAACUCCACCUGAGUAUAAAGAGCCCAAGAAUUUCUCGUGGGAGAAAUACCUGGAGGAAACGGGGACCCAGGCUGCUCCGGCCCGAGCCUUCAAACCGCGACCUCUCCAUGGUUUCCAGAUGGGGAUGAAAGUGGAAGCUGUCGAUAGGAGGAACCCCAUGCUCAUCCGUGUUGCCACCAUAGUGGACGCAGAAGACCACCGACUGAAGAUUCACUUUGACGGGUGGAGUUCUGAGUACGACUACUGGGUCGAGACGGACUGCCCGGAUCUGCACCCAGUUGGGUGGUGUCAGAAAACUGGACAUCCUCUGCAGUAUCCCAACAGCACCAGUGAGCCUUUGAGUGCCCUGGGACAAGCGUGUCCCACCCCAGGAUGCAACGGUGUCGGACACAUCAGAGGGCCUCGCUACGGGACCCACUACACUCAGGUGAGCUGUCCCUACUCUGAGACGAAUCUGAACAAGGAGGGUUUGGUGCCCGACCGUCUCAGCGGCGAGCGACCUCUCGCCCUCAGCGGGCUUCCGCCACGGGGGCGACGGACCGACCCUCAAACAAAUAGUGCGCCUCAGUCCAACUCGACUCUGCCACAGCCUGAAGGGGCUGUGGAGCCCCAAAACAGGAAACCAGUGACCGGUGAAGCUGAGCUUCAGGGAUGCAACCACCUGCUGGAACCACUGGGUGGUGCCAACGAGCAAAGCCAGAAUGGAACAAGGCCCAAACGGAUGGCUCCAGCUCCCAAAUACUUAAAGAUGCACUACGUCAAGGAGGAGAUGAGUGAUGGAAAAUCUUCUCCAGAAACCAUCUCUCUCCAGCAGGCCCUCCACGAGUCGGUGUUCUCCCCCGGCAUCUCUGCCUCUCCUCCUCACAGAGUGGCUCUGUGCUGGGACAAACACUGCCAGCUGCUGCCUGAGGUCCUGGGGCUGACUGCCAAGAGAGUGGCCACUUGGAGUGCUGAAGAGGUGGCCGGUUUCGUCAAAGGACUCCCAGGAUGUAAAGAACACGCUGCUACUUUUAAAACGGAGCAAAUAGAUGGCGAGUCCUUCCUUCUGCUCACCCAAGCAGACAUCGUUAAGAUCCUGUCAAUCAAGUUAGGACCUGCUUUGAAGAUCUACAACUCCAUCCUCAUGCUGAAGAACACGGACGAAGAAUAAAAAGAACAAAAGCCAACAUGACUCCACGAGGACUCGCUCCCUCCUCUCGGGUCCUGCAGUUCAGACUGUCUCCGUUCAAUUUGGACCUUGUCGUAAAAUCAGCCAGAACAAGUUUGAUUUGUUGUCGGCGAGAAACAAGAGGAAGAAAUCUAAAAAAUUGAAAAAAAUAAAACGUCCCAUCCCCCCCCCCCCCCCCCUCCUCUUUCUCUUAAGAUGAACGGCACUGCUCAACCUGAGGAAGAGCUUCCGAUGAAAACAUUAAAAAUGAAAAAAAUACCGGGACCUUUAAGGCUUCCUAACAUUGUACAGUUAAAGAAAUG